AUGGCAGCCAUGUCCAUGCCUCAUCUUUCCAUCCCCGUCCUUCUCGUCGCUCUUGUCGUGACCUUUAUCAUUCACCGGAUCUAUUAUGAAUUGACCACCGGUGCUCGGAGGCGCCGAAUGGUACGGGACAAUGGGUGCGAGGACGUUGUGUGGUACCCACACAAGGGCAUCAUGGGCAAGCUCUACGGUUUGGACGUGAUUAAGCAGAUGGUCCAAUCCGGCAAGGAAGGUCGAAUGCAUGAGGCGACUCGCCUCAGAAACUUCAGCAAUGGCAGAAACACCCUCAAAUUGAAGUUGGCCAAAAACACGAUCAUCUCCACCAUUGAACCCGAGAUCAUCAAGACCAUCCUGUCCACCAAGUUUCAGGACUUCUCCCUGGGCACGAGACGGAGACAAGUCUUCCUCCCCAUCUUUGGCCAUGGCAUCUUCGCCAACGACGGGGCCGCCUGGGAGAGAUCUCGUUCCAUGGUUCGACCCAACUUCACCCGUCAGCAGGUGGCCGACCUCGAGAUGUUUGAAGCGCACGUCUCCCAUCUCAUUGAUUCCGUGCCUCGAGAUGGCUCUACUGUCGAUCUGCAAGAUUUGUUUUUCGGCUUGACCAUGGAUUCUGCGACCGAGUUCUUAUUUGGCCGAUCGACAAACACGCUAGCACCAGGUCUGGAGACUAAGUCCGCUAGCGAGUUUGUCAAGGCUUUUGUCUAUGUGACUGAAGCCUGCGGCAAGAGUUUCCGCUCGGGAGGUCUCCUUGACUAUAUCCCCGAUCCAGAAUAUAAGAAGAGCGUGAAGAUCGUACACGGCUUUGCCGACGAAAUCAUUCAGGAAGCCAUCGAGGAGCUGAAGACCGGGAAGCAGGAUCCCAACAAGCGCUACGUCUUCCUUCACGCCUUGCUCAACCAGACCCAGGAUCCCUACGCCCUCCGGUCGGAAUUGCUUAAUAUCCUCCUCGCAGGCCGCGAUACCACGGCAGGCUUAUUGGCAAAUACUUGGCACGUACUGUCGAAGCGACCGGAUGUUUGGGCCAAGUUGAAGGCUGAGGUGGAUGAGCUCGGCGGCGAGAAGCCCGACUACACCACGAUCAAGGAGAUGAAGUAUCUGAAAUGGACACUGAACGAGUCACUCCGGCUGAUGCCAGUCGUGCCCGGCAACAGUCGUGAGGCCAUCCGCGACACAAUCCUGCCUCUUGGUGGAGGAGUGGAUGGCAAGGCGCCUGUGCUGGUGCGGAAGGGGCAAGUGGUGGCAUAUUCACCGUGGUCCAUGCACCGACGUAUGGAUUUCUAUGGACCCGACGCGCUAGAGUUCAAGCCAGAGCGGUGGGAGACCCUCCGACCGGGCUGGGAGUACUUGCCGUUCAAUGGAGGGCCUCGCAUCUGUGUGGGCCAGCAGUACGCCCUACUUGAGGCAUCCUAUGCAACCAUCAGAUUGAUUCAGACCUUCCCGAGGAUCGAGAGCCGAGACGACGGGGAGUGGCGCGAGUGGCAGACGGUGACGCUGGCCAGCCGUAACGGUACCAAGGUCGCUCUUUUCGAGAAGUAA
Messenger RNA from Fonsecaea multimorphosa CBS 102226, 1533 nucleotides. RefSeq lists its product as uncharacterized. Bases 1 to 1533 code for a protein of 510 amino acids. Lineage: Eukaryota; Fungi; Ascomycota; Eurotiomycetes; Chaetothyriales; Herpotrichiellaceae. The transcript is spliced from 4 exons. The record is from RefSeq and is a predicted model, not a curated record. Gene Ontology annotation, molecular function: heme binding; iron ion binding; oxidoreductase activity, acting on paired donors, with incorporation or reduction of molecular oxygen, reduced flavin or flavoprotein as one donor, and incorporation of one atom of oxygen.